ACCGUGUGGGACUUCUAGUUCAUCAGCGUGUGUUUACAAUUGUGUUGUUACUGUUAUCAUUUUUUUCGUAUAUUAGAUAAUAUAAUGUCAGGAAUACCUCCGGAUACAUGGCAACCUCCUACUGUUACACUGGACACAACGAUGGGGACGAUGGUGUUGGAGCUCUACUGGAGACAUGCACCCAAGACCUGCAAGAACUUUGCUGAACUGGCAAGAAGAGGAUACUACAAUAAUACAAAAUUUCAUCGAAUAAUCCAGAACUUCAUGGUGCAAGGCGGUGACCCUACUGGAACAGGUCGGGGUGGUGCCUCCAUAUUUGGGAAACAGUUUGAAGAUGAGCUCCACCCAGAGCUUAAAUUCACUGGUGCUGGUAUAAUAGCUAUGGCCAACGCGGGACCAGAUUCUAACGGAAGCCAGUUUUUCCUCACACUCAGGCCCACUCAGUGGUUGGAUGGAAAGCACAGCAUUUUUGGAAGAGUGCACCAAGGGAUGGGAGUGUUGAACCGGAUCGGGAUGGUUGAGACUCAAGGGCAAGAUCGACCCAUUGACGACGUCAAAAUAAUCUCAGCUUCUGUGGCCAAUUAAUUUUUUUUUUGUACACUUUUUUUUAAAAAAAUAAAUACAAAAGAAUCA
This is a messenger RNA of Syngnathoides biaculeatus (alligator pipefish), 633 nucleotides long. RefSeq names its product peptidylprolyl isomerase (cyclophilin)-like 1 (gene ppil1). The transcript is spliced from 4 exons. Gene Ontology annotation, cellular component: catalytic step 2 spliceosome. Gene Ontology annotation, biological process: protein folding; protein peptidyl-prolyl isomerization. Gene Ontology annotation, molecular function: peptidyl-prolyl cis-trans isomerase activity. The record is from RefSeq and is a predicted model, not a curated record. Lineage: Eukaryota; Metazoa; Chordata; Actinopteri; Syngnathiformes; Syngnathidae. The coding region runs from base 85 to 585 and encodes 166 amino acids.